AUGUCUGUGCCUAGAGAUGCCCUCAGCCCAGACGCGCGGCCGGCAUCGCCUUUACCUGGCCAACCGCGGUCCUUUUCGUCGUCUCUGCCACGAGAGGAGUUGACGGCUCGUCUUGCUGAGCCUAUUCACGGAACAUCACCGCUUGCUCGGGGGGCUUCUCCUGCUCCAGGAGCUGAUGCCUCACAAGCCACCGAAUCUCCCUUUACCGGCGGAAGCUUUACACAGGGCCCCGGAGUCUCUGCCUUGGCCGCCGCUCUUUCAAAUUCUCUAGGACAAUCACCGCCUCGCCAUGGUACUCCUGCAGCCCGACUCAGCACUCCUCCUCGAUCACAAUCUCCCGCUGUCCCCGCACGAUCAGCUACCCCUACACACUAUGGCUCCUUCGAAUCAAGAUCACGGCUUGGACCCGGUGGCCCUGGUAGCGCUACUGGCCCCUACGAGGAUCCCGAAAUCGUAAAACGACAUUUGGUGCAGCCCGGCGAUGCUGAGAAUCCCACGUCAGAAGAAUCGUCCCUGAUGGGAACCGUCAAGGGCAAGCAAUCCACAGACGCCAAGCCCAACAACCCCAAUGACGAAGAAUUCUCCAGUCUACAGCUCCAGGGAGGUGAUGUGACCCGCGGCAUAUACAAGUGGACGGAACAGGCAGAGGCGAAGAACAAGCUCAGUCGUGCCAAGAGCUAUGAUCAAAUGCGGCCGGAACCUGAGGAGGAAGUCAUGGACAUCAACACUAUCAAGGUUCCUGGCGGAUUCCGACGUGAUCACCUGCGACGACGAGCAUUCAGCCCAAGCGGUCAGCACGCCGAACAAGGUGGCAGUGGGGUUGGCUCUCCUGGAACACUCGAUCAACCUAGGCUGUUUACUUCGAGUUUCCUGGAAUUCUUAUCCAUUUACGGCCACUUUGCCGGUGAGGAGCUCGAGGAGGACGACGAGAACUUGGGACCCAACGAAAUAUGGGACUCGGGCGAAGACCGGGAUGACGGUGCUGAGGAACCAACCGAGGACAGCGCGCUGCUGGGUCCGUCGAAGAAGAAACGCAAGAGAAAGGCCCGCGGGGGCAGUGGCCAGAACAGCCCCAUGAAUGCUGCUUUGCUGCUCCUCAAGUCUUUUGUCGGCACCGGUGUCCUGUUCCUACCUCGCGCCUAUCUCAACGGUGGCAUGCUUUUCAGCAACCUCGUCCUGCUGUUCGUCAGCAUUCUCAGCUACUAUUGCUUCGUUCUCUUGGUGACUACGCGAUUAAAGGUUGAGGGCUCAUUUGGUGACAUGGGUGGCAUUCUGUAUGGCAAAUGGAUGCGAAAUCUGAUUCUAAGUUCGAUUGUCAUUAGCCAGAUUGGAUUCGUGGCUGCCUACACCGUUUUUACGGCUCAAAAUCUGCAGGCUUUCAUCCGCGCCGUAUCGGAUUGCAAGGCUUCAAUCGGCAUUCCGCUACUGAUUCUCAUGCAGACGGCCAUCUUCCUCCCAUUCUCUCUUCUCCGCGACAUCGGCAAGCUAGGAUUCACGGCCCUCAUUGCGGAUGCAUUCAUCAUGGUUGGCCUCGCCUACCUAUUUUACUAUGAUAUCAUUACCCUCAACGCCAACGGUCUGGCCGACAUCAUCAUGUUCAACAAGAGGGACUGGACCUUGUUCAUCGGUACCGCCAUUUUCACCUUUGAAGGUAUUGGCCUGAUCAUUCCGAUCCAAGAGUCGAUGAAACACCCAACAAAGUUCCCUCGCGUUCUGUUCCUGGUCAUGAUCAUCAUCACCGUCCUGUUUACCGUCAUGGGAGCAGUUUCGUACGCCGCCUACGGAUCCAAGACUGAAACAGUUGUUCUGCUCAACUUGCCCCAGGACGACAAAUUUGUCAAUGGCGUACAGCUUCUGUACUCCUGUGCCAUUCUGCUGUCGACUCCGCUGCAGAUUUUCCCCGCCAUUCGUAUCAUUGAGACGGAGCUGUUUACCCGCAGCGGCAAGUACAACCCUUGGAUCAAGUGGAAGAAGAAUGUGUUUCGCUUCUUCAUGGUGAUGCUCUGCUCUGCAAUUGCCUGGGGAGGCGCCGACCAUCUCGACAAGUUCGUGGCUCUCGUUGGCAACUUUGCCUGCAUCCCGUUGGUGUACAUUUACCCACCUCUUCUUCAUUACAAGGCGGUUGCCCGAAGCAAAUUAUGGAGAAUUUCCGAUAUUAUUCUUUGCAUCUUUGGAUUCUUUGCCAUGGCAUAUACCACAGCGCUGACUAUCAAGAGCUGGGCGGAUUCCGAAGGCCCGGGCCCGGGAUACUGCGACCGAAGGAAGCCCUAG
Messenger RNA from Pochonia chlamydosporia 170, 2271 nucleotides. RefSeq names its product amino acid transporter. The record is from RefSeq and is a predicted model, not a curated record. The transcript is spliced from 2 exons. Gene Ontology annotation, molecular function: amino acid transmembrane transporter activity. Lineage: Eukaryota; Fungi; Ascomycota; Sordariomycetes; Hypocreales; Clavicipitaceae. The coding region runs from base 1 to 2271 and encodes 756 amino acids. Gene Ontology annotation, biological process: amino acid transmembrane transport.